Messenger RNA from Mesorhabditis belari, 1122 nucleotides. The record is from the annotation of a GenBank genome assembly. NCBI's taxonomy places the organism in Eukaryota, Metazoa, Nematoda, Chromadorea, Rhabditida, Rhabditidae.
AUGAAGUGGCCGACGUUCGUAGAGCCAGCAUUUAACCCUCUUUCGCGGCUGCAUCUUUCUUCGCUAAAGGAUAACAUGAUGAACCAUCCUUCGAUGGGCUAUUUUAUGAAUGCUUCUGAUGAGGCUAAGUUCGAUUUCCCCAAAUGGUCACAUCAGGGAGCUAAAAAGAAAAACCCCCGCAGAAGCAAUUUCAAUCAAAUGACGCAGGGAAAAAUCUUGCUACAGCUUAAGGAAAAUGUUCACGGGGAAAGACCAGCUGGUACUGUUAAUGCAAAGCACAAUUUUGCUGGUAAAACUAUGUUGAAGCUAAAACCAAAAAAUCUGAUGCCAGAAAAGCUUGACACGGAAUCAAAAAGCGGCGCUCCAGAAAUUGGCCCUCAAGAAUGUAGUGAAGAGCAAAUGACGACUGAAAAAAUAUUGCUUCAAAUGAAAGAACCUCAGCAGCAAAAGAUUAUGAACUAUUUUAUGCCUACGAAGCAAGGUAAGCCUUCAUUUGGCCAUACCGAGCCCUGUCAUAUCAAUUGCGGAAAAGUGCUCCUGGAUCGCCGUGAAUCUCGUGGAACGAAGUAUUUUGUGGAGCAGAAAGUUGAUGUCAAGCAGCAAUGGACUCCGAAUGGCGCUAUGUUUGGAAAUGGUGACGGAUUUGCUUUGUCUGAACACACAACGAAUAAGCUUGGAUUGCAAGACAAGCCUCUUUAUGAGCGCCGCCAUAAUACAAUCGAGCCAUUGUCAGCUUAUGCAACGAUCACUAAAAGAAAUUUUGUGCCUCGUCCUUCUCCAAAUCCAUUCUUUCUUACGCCAACGCGUACUCGACAAGCUUUUGCCGGAAAUCAUAUUGAAGAUUGGUCUGAUCAACAUAUCUUUGAACGUCGUGGUUGCAAAAUCACCACAUUGACCUUGCUUCAGACGCCCAAUCGUCCCUGCAUGCCAUAUGCUGGUCGAGACUCGCCUCAUAGUCCGAUCGUCAAGGCUCGUUUUAGCCCACAGUUUGUCAGGGCUCAACAAAGCAGCUCUCCAUCUUGGCUUCUGGCCCAAAACGUUGCUGAGUUUGCUCUUGAGUCGCCUCAAUCUUUGAGGGGUUUUGGAUCUCCUGCUAAUCGACGGGCAAAUAACUUUUUCCAC